Messenger RNA from Camellia sinensis, 1425 nucleotides. Its product is annotated as 8-hydroxygeraniol dehydrogenase. Gene Ontology annotation, molecular function: zinc ion binding; oxidoreductase activity, acting on the CH-OH group of donors, NAD or NADP as acceptor. NCBI's taxonomy places the organism in Eukaryota, Viridiplantae, Streptophyta, Magnoliopsida, Ericales, Theaceae. The record is from RefSeq and is a predicted model, not a curated record.
UCUCUCUCUCUCUCUCUCUCUCUGUGUGGAAACUCUGGUCAACAAUACAAAGUAGAAAUUUGGUGGUAAAUUAAUGGCGAAAUCAGCAGAGGAAGUACACCCAGUGAAGUCAUUUGGAUGGGCUGCCAGAGACCACUCUGGCAUUCUUUCUCCCUUCACAUUUUCAAGAAGGGCAACAGGGGCUGAAGAUGUGAGGUUCAAGGUAUUGUAUUGUGGUAUCUGUCACACUGACCUUCACCGAAUUAAAAAUGACUGGGGUGGCUCUAAUUAUCCCCUCCUCCCAGGGCAUGAGGUUGUGGGUGUCGUGACUGAGGUUGGGAGCAAGGUUCAGAAGUUCAAAAUUGGGGACAAAGUUGGGGUGGGGUGCCUGGUUGGAGCAUGUCACUCGUGCGACAACUGUGCCAACGAUCUUGAAAAUUACUGUCCCAAAAGGGUGCCUACCUACAAUGGCACCUACCAUGACGGAACAACCACAUAUGGAGGUUACUCUGAUCACAUGGUCACUAAUGAUCAUUUCGUGGUCCGCAUUCCUGAAAACAUACCUCUUGAUGCUGCUGCUCCUCUCCUCUGCGCUGGGAUCACAACUUAUAGUCCCUUGAAAUAUUUUGAACUUGGCAAGCCUGGUAUGCAUGUGGGGGUGGUGGGUUUAGGUGGCCUUGGCCAUGUCGGUGUGAAGUUCGCAAAGGCUUUGGGUGCUAAGGUGACUGUGAUUAGUACAUCCCCUAACAAGAAGAAAGAAGCCAUUGAACAUCUUGGUGCUGAUUCAUUUUUGGUCAGUCGAGAUCCUGAUCAGAUGCAGGCGGCCAUGGGCACAAUGGAUGGUAUCCUUGAUACAGUAUCCGCAGUUCACCCUCUCAUGCCGUUGCUUGGUCUGCUGAAGUCUCAUGGAAAGCUCAUCAUGCUUGGCGCACCAAACAAGCCCCUGGAUCUGCCUGCCUUUCCUCUGCUUAUGGGGAGGAAGUUGGUGGCUGGAAGUGCCAUUGGAGGGUUGAAGGAGACACAAGAAAUGAUUGAUUUUGCAGCGAAACACAACAUAACAGCAGAUAUUGAGGUCAUUUCGAUGGACUAUGUGAACACUGCAAUGGAACGUCUAGAAAAAGUUGAUGUCAAAUACCGGUUUGUCAUUGACGUUGCCAACACUUUGAAAGCUGCCUAGUUUGCCAAUGUAGCUCUUUAACGUUGGUUUCUUUUGAUACUGUCAUUGAUAUGUAGUUUGCCAAUGCCAAUGUAGCUCCCGAACAUUGGCUUUUUUUGAUACUGUCAUUAAUACUGUCAAAGAAAAAAGAGUUAAGGUACUUGUAUCAUCUAUCUUCUAUCGCUGGUGUCACAGCAUAUAACAUUCGGCAUUGUGUAAUAUCUCAAUUUGAAUACAUAAAUAAAAGUUUGGAUGGUAACUGUUUGCAACCUUGGAAACGAUGAAUCAAU